GUGCUUGUCACAGCAGAGAGGGCUGUCCUUUUCACUUCGGGCUGUAAUUUAAACAUCUCUCCUCUGGCUGGGCUUCCUCCCGUUCAUACCUGCUCACCGACCGUCUGUUUCCGUCUGGGGCUCGAGGGAUGAAGAUCCUCAGCCGCCAGGUGUAGCCCUGCACCGGCAGACCCGUCUGCAGCGCCAUGAGCGCGGAGGAGCGCAGCUCGGCGAUGUCGCAGAAGGUCUCCCUGUCACGCAGCAACAGCAGCUCCUCAUCCAAGCAUGACAGCCGACAGGACAGCUGGGAAAUUGUGGAGGGCCUGCGCGGAGGCUUCAGCAGCGUGCUGGAGCCACAGAAACAGGAGGGCUACAUGCUAAAGAGGAGGAAGUGGCCCAUGAAGGGCUGGCAUAAGAGAUACUUUUUCUUGGACAAGGGUAUCCUCAAGUAUGGCAAGUGCAGCGCUGAUAUUGAGAAAGGAAAACUGCAUGGUUGCAUCGACGUGGGUCUCUCCGUCAUGGCCAUUAAGAAGAAAGCCAAGUGCAUUGAUCUUGAUGCUGAGGAAAACAUCUAUCACCUGAAGAUUAAGUCACAGGAGCUGUUUGACGAAUGGGUUUCCAAGCUGCGUCACCAUCGGCUCUAUCGGCAAAAUGAGAUUGCCAUGUACCCAAACGAGAAGUCCUUCUACUAUCCCCACUACCCCUCCCCCAACUCCCCCAGCGUGACGGACGGUGGCUCUAUUAGAAAGUGCCUGCCGAUACGCAGGCAGUCCACUGUGCCUUCUGCAGGAGCCUUUCCUCUCAGCCAGGCCAAAGUCGCUGCGUGGCUCCAGUCAUCUGACGAUAUGGACAAAUGCUCCAAAGACCUGUCGGUGUGUGAGGCCUACCUGCUGGAGCUUAGCCAUCUGCUUCAGAGCAUGGAGGUUCUUCAUCGUACAUAUUCUGCUCCAUCUAUCCAAGCACUGCAGGCCUCUACGUUUGACAGCCCUAAAAAAGAAAAGAGACUCCCAAGAAAGUGGCGCACUAAAAACUACAAUAAAGAUGUCAAAGCAACGCUGCAGGUACCCAGCUGCAUAUCUUCCAUUCGCCUGCACGCCUCGAACCCAAACCUCUCCACCGCCGCACUGGGAAUCGAUAAAGUCGACCCCGAAUGCCUGGAUUCUGCUUUUGACGUGGCCAAGCUGCAGGAGGACUUCUGCCGUGUGGCGACCAACUUGCACACGACCAUGAAGUCAGCCCUCACUUCACUGACGUCUGAGAGAGAGAGGCUGAAGCAGUGCCUGGAUCACGACUCGUGUCCCCCUACUUCGCCGCAGGUCGUCAGCUUGAAGAACACGCUGGCGGCGGCUUUAGCCCAGAACUCUGAGCUGAGAGAGCGGCUGGGCAAGAUUCACGCAGAGUCCCACAUCGUAGAGCCCCCACUAAUAAAUCUCACUGCCCCUGUGCAGAAACAGGACACUGUAGACGACUCCCGUCCCCUCGUGCACCAAGUGUCCAACGAGAGCCGAGCUUCAAUCGCCGAGUCUUUAUCCGAGUUCUUUGACGCACAAGCAGUUCUCCUGUCGGCGAGUUCCUCUGAAAAUGAGGUAUCAGAGGAUGACUCAUACAUCAGUGAUAUAAGUGAUAAUAUUUCCAUGGACAACUUCAGCAACGAGAAUGAGAGCGAAAGACCAAAUUCAGGUUCAGCGGAGGACGGAGCAGCGCUGUGUCAGCGGAGAACCUGUCUGCCUUCACCCAGCCCCACUAACAGCACCAUCAGCCUGUGGAACAUCCUCAGAAACAACAUCGGCAAAGACCUGUCCAAGGUGGCGAUGCCAGUGCAGCUUAACGAGCCUCUCAACACCCUGCAGAGGCUGUGCGAGGAGCUGGAGUACAGCGAGCUGCUAGACAGAGCGGCAGCCACGCAGGACCCCUUCGAACGGAUGAUCUACAUCGCUACAUUUGUUGUGUCCGGCUAUGCGUCCAGCUACUACAGAACCGGCGGAAAGCCUUUCAAUCCUGUUCUCGGAGAGACCUAUGAAUGCGACCGGCCAGAUAAAGGGUUUCGGUUCGUCGCUGAGCAGGUCAGCCAUCACCCGCCGAUCUCAGCUUGCCAUGCAGAAUCGAAAAACUUUGUCUUUUGGCAAGACGUGAGGUGUAAGAACAAAUUCUGGGGAAAGUCGAUGGAGAUUGUUCCUGUGGGCACCACUCAUGUAACUCUCCCCGGGUUUGGAGACCAUUAUGAGUGGAACAAAGUGACGUCCUGCAUCCACAACAUCCUCAGUGGACAGCGCUGGAUUGAGCACUACGGGGAAAUCACCAUCAGAAACUCCGGCAGUGAUAUCUGUCAGUGCAAGAUUACCUUUGUUAAGGCCAAAUACUGGAAUUCAAGUAUGAACGAGGUGGAGGGAACGAUAACAGACAGCAAGGGGAAGGUUGUGCACAGACUCUUUGGAAAAUGGCACGAAGCAGUCUUCUGUGGAGAUCCGCCGUCAGCCACGUGCGUCUGGAGAGCGAGUGCGAUGCCAGCGGACUAUGAGCAGUACUAUGGCUUCACUAAGUUUGCAAUUGAGCUGAACGAGUUGGAUCCGUCUUUGAAACUGCUCCUGCCGCCCACAGACACCAGACUACGAGUGGACCAAAGACUGCUGGAGGAGGGGAACCUGGAGGCCGCGGAGGAACAGAAGCAGAGGAUCGAAGAGCUGCAGAGGGAGAGACGGAGAGUCCUGGAGGAGAGCGAUGCAUCACAUCAAACUAAAUUCUUCAGGAAGUCAAAAGAUGACGAGUGGGUGAGCAACAACACGUACUGGGAGCUGAGGAAGGACCCCGGCUUCACCCACAUCGAUUUUCCUACACUGUGGUGACCCCGUCAGCCACCCGCACGGCCUCCACCGUGUUUCAGGCUGGGAGAUGUCUGCAUCACGGCUUCAUCAUCUGCAUUCAGUACUGGCCCUCAGUAUUGCAGUUCAUUGAAAGUGAUUGCCUUAAAAGAAAAAAAAAAAAAACAAGUGCUCAUCUAAGUUGUGUAAACAUGUUUAUGCAAGGUAUUUAUGAGAAUGUUGAUCGAUUUAGGAAAUUUAGCCUACUUUUCCCUUCUGUUGCAUUGUACUGAACCGCUCACACCGAAAUAAAGAAAACUGUGGAAUAAAGGAGGAAAAUCCUUUUCAUAGUUUAUACACACUAUCUUAACAUGUGCUGAUCAGCUGGUCACUUUAGUCAAUGUCUUAUCAUGAACAUUUUCUACCUCUGAGACGACCUUAGCCUUGGAAUGCCAUUAAGUGAACACGUUUGGUAUUUAUUCUGCAUCUGCCUGAUGCCUUACUGCUUUUACUCACGUUGCUUUAUUUAUUUUUCUUUCAAUUCCUGGAUGUUUUUAAAGAUCUUUAUUCUGUAAGGGAACUCUUGAGAACAAACGAGUUGUUCAAACGUGACCUUACUGAGCUGAGCUUCUCAUAAAAGAAUCCAGUGCUUUGGCUAUACCUGUCUGAAUGAUUGUGCAACUAUUAGCGGCAGUAGCAAAUAUCAAAUGCAGCUCUUUUUCCACUAUAUCCACUGUACCAUUGUCAAUAUGGACCCAAAGUUUUGGGUUCAAAAUGUUGAAAAGUCUGCUCAAUGAGCUCAAUUAAAAUGUUUUUUUUUUCUUUA
This is a messenger RNA of Salarias fasciatus (jewelled blenny), 3603 nucleotides long. RefSeq names its product oxysterol binding protein-like 3b (gene osbpl3b). The record is from RefSeq and is a predicted model, not a curated record. Gene Ontology annotation, molecular function: cholesterol binding. Bases 186 to 2822 code for a protein of 878 amino acids. Gene Ontology annotation, cellular component: cytosol; nuclear membrane; perinuclear endoplasmic reticulum. Lineage: Eukaryota; Metazoa; Chordata; Actinopteri; Blenniiformes; Blenniidae. The transcript is spliced from 23 exons.